AGGAGGGGGUAGGGAAAGACUGCUGAAUGUAAGAGGUGAUGAUGGAGACCGUAUAUCUGCAAGGUUUAUGCAGCAUCAUAAUCCAAGGCCUUCUGCUUAUCCUGAGCACUGUAAAUGUAAGAGGGGGUUUUGUGCCGGUGACCCCAUGCCAGGCACCUCUGCAGUGGGAAGGCAGGAUUGUAGUAUAUGAUCAUAAUACAGGCAUAAGCACUAGAGCUUUAAUCACUUAUGAUUCCAAACUGCAACGUAUCCGGACCUUGGAUGAAAGAAGGAGCUUGGUACCCUGCAAGAGGGUAUACGAAUACAUCUACCUGUACAAAGAGGCUGUGAUGUUUAAGAUUGAGCAUGUUACACAAUCCUGCUCAAAAAAGACUUUGACCGAACCAUGGGAUCCUUAUGAUAUACCUGAAAACUCAACGUUUGAAGAUCACUUUUACAUUGGUGGCCCUGGUGACCAAAUCACAGUUCAGGAAUGGUCUGACCGAAAACCAGCCAGAAAAUCUGAAACAUGGGUUGGAAUUUAUACAGACAAGGAUUGCUACCCAGUGCAAGAAAUCUACACAAAGAAUGGCUCCAUGACAGCGUCUACACGUUUCUUCGAUAUACAGUUAGGUAUAAAGGAUCCCUCUGUGUUCAAUCCACCAGACAUCUGCCAUAUGGCACAUCCCAUAUCCCUGGGGGAUGACUGUUAAAUCCGACAACUGCCUUCCUGCAAAUAUAUAUACAUAUUAAAAAGCUUAUUAUAAAUAUCAGAUUUUCAAUGAUAAAUAAUGUCCAAAUUAAUGAGUUGCUUACCUUUUGGAGCUCUCCACAACUUUGAGACCUGCCAUGGUAUUGAGUUAUUGUCCCAUUUAAAAAAUAGACUUUUGCUGAAUAUGAAGAUCAUGUGUUAAAAUUAUACUCUCAAGUAAGUAACUAAUCUGCAAGGGCACAAAUCCAAAAAAAACUAAAA
Messenger RNA from Spea bombifrons (plains spadefoot toad), 952 nucleotides. It is a transcript of the gene EPDR1, whose product is annotated as ependymin related 1. Gene Ontology annotation, molecular function: calcium ion binding. The record is from RefSeq and is a predicted model, not a curated record. Gene Ontology annotation, biological process: cell-matrix adhesion. The transcript has 3 exons. The coding region runs from base 39 to 692 and encodes 217 amino acids. Gene Ontology annotation, cellular component: extracellular region; lysosome. Lineage: Eukaryota; Metazoa; Chordata; Amphibia; Anura; Pelobatidae.